AUGUUACCGUCAACGAAUACAAUUUGUAUAUUAAUCUUUUCGAUAUCAUUUGUGGCCAAUGGGAAAAGCAAUGAUAUUAAUCGGCCAACAGUCGGAAUCAUUCGUUGGGAUGCAUGGAAUUUAGUCCAUGGACAAUACGAUGAGAUUUCAUUUUAUUCACAUCGAGCAAUGAGUCCGGAGCAUUUUCACUAUCGGUUACCAUUUUUUGCAAAAGUCAACUCGGAUACAAAUGUAACAAUCAAUGGGGAUACACAAGAAAUUAUGGAUAAAGAAAUCCUAUAUGCAAGUUACGCUGGUUUUGAUUAUUGGGCAUUCGAUACGUAUUGUGCAUUUGGUCCUAAUUGUACAACGAACUCACCAUACUGUGCUCAAUACUAUCAACAAACAUCGACUCGAUAUUGUCCACAGAAUCCUGCUUAUGGUUUAUAUCGUUAUUUGUCAAGCAGAUACAUCGCCCUGAUUAACUUUACAUUCGUUCUGUUAGGAUCAUCACCAUGUGGAGACGAAUUUCAAGAAUAUUAUAUUGAACUUAUGAUGCAUCGACAAUUUCAGACUGUUCUAGGUGGUCGACCAUUAUUAUAUCUGUUUCAGUUUGAUGAUCAAGAAGCUCAACUCUGCGGUGGAGGUUGGGAAGGUAGUCGACGUGUAUUUGAUAGUUUUCGUCAAAAAGUUAUCAAUCGAGGUUUACAAAAUCCGUAUCUAGUUCUCAUGGACGGUGAUAUCCAACGAUGCAAAAUCCGUGCAGCAACAAUUGGAUUCGAUGCAAUAUCAUCCUAUGGACUUGGUGGCGGUGGAACCGUCCAGGGUUCUCCAUUUAGCGAUGAGGUUCAACGAAGUGUACAAUGGUGGAAUGCAGCGCUACAAAGUGGAGCAAAAGUUGUUAUUCCACUUUCUACGGGUUGGGAUCCUCGACCACGAUAUGAACACCCAGUUCCGUGGGUUGAUCAAGGGCCUGAACAUUUUCUACAGCCAACUGCUAAGGAAUUGCAAGAUUUUCUCAAAACUUCGCUCGAACUAACAUGUACUAAUCAAAAUGUAACAGAAGCACAGACAGUCAUUGUUUAUGCUUGGAAUGAGAACAGUGAGAAUGGAGCGGCAUUAAUUCCAUCAAUCGGUAAUGGGACAUAUUAUAUUUCAGCUCUCUCCGACAUGCUUCCAAUGACUUGUUAG
Molecule: messenger RNA, 1170 nt
Organism: Adineta ricciae
Lineage: Eukaryota; Metazoa; Rotifera; Eurotatoria; Adinetida; Adinetidae
Source: the annotation of a GenBank genome assembly